UAUUUGGUGGGUUAUUUGGUGGUGGUUGUUGCAUGCAGGCGGAUUGGAUGAGCCACCAGUGGCUUAUGGUCGACCUCCGCAUGUUCAGUACGUCUACCUCCCUUACUAUCAAGGACAAAUGACGUACACACGUGAGGAUCCUAUCUUGGGGGAUCAACAACAAUACAAAUACAUGUCCGGAGGAGAUGAUAUGAAAUCAUUCGGUGAUGACUCAAGGAUGGAUGUGACUAACGACGAAAAAAGCGAAUAUAGGCAUUCUAUGGCACCUUCUCAUAUAAGUGGAGAUGCUUUAAUAACAUCAACUCAAGUAAAAGAUUAUUAUGCGCCAAACGCUUAUUUACCAGAUAAUGUUGAUAUAAAUCGACAACCGAUUACCGUUGGUAACGAAUGGUCUACGCUAGAAAUUAUGCUGAAGCAACUGGGUCCGUACGAUCGACGAGGUUCCGGUUUGUGCAGAGAAAGCUUUCUGGUGUCAUUUUUGGUAGACGCGAGGGGUGGUGCGAUGAGAGGGUGUAGACACUCUGGGGUUAGAGUGAUCGUUCCACCUAGAUGUGCUGCAAGUCCAACCAGGAUUACCUGCCGAUACGUGCGACCCAAAAAGAUUCAACAUCCUCCACCUUUAAUGGAAGGUGAAGCUUUGGCAAGUCGAGUUUUGGAAUUAGGACCAGUUGGCGCUAAAUUUUUAGGGCCGGUUAUUUUGGAAGUACCCCAUUUCGCUUCUUUGAGAGGAAAACAACGCGAAAUCGUAGUCUUAAGAUCCGAAAAUGGGGAAACUUGGAAGGAACAUACUUUGGAGGCCAAUGAAGAAGCUGUUCAAGAUGUUUUGAAUCAUAGUUUUGAAGGAGAAGAGUUGAAUCAAAUCGAAGAUCUUCACACGAACAGAAUUACGAGAAUUUUAACGAACGAUUUCCCCCAUUAUUUCGCCGUUGUGUCAAGAGUACGACAAGACGUUUACGCAAUCGGACCGGAUGGUGGUACAGUUUCAAGUACAGCGGUUCCUCUGGUUCAAGCAGUUUUUCCACAAAACGCUUUAACCAAAAAAAUAAGGGUUGGAUUACAGGCACAAGCUAUCGAGUCCGAAACAGUUUCAAAACUUCUCGGUCACGGAGUCGCCGUUUCUCCAAUAGUAACGGUCGAACCAAGACGAAGAAAAUUCCACAAAGCGAUUACGUUGAGUUUACCAGCUCCUAAAGCACACACACAAGGGAUGAUAAACCAGUACUCAGGGUUUGCAUCAACUUUAAGACUUCUAUGUUCGAUUACAGGGAACAAAUCAGGCGGUCAAAAUAAAGCUGUUUGGGAAGAUGUAACCGGUUCAACGCCUUUAUCUUUCGUUAAAGAAUGCGUAUCUUUUACAACAACGGUGUCUGCCAGGUUUUGGUUAAUGGAUUGUAGAAAUUUUUCCGAUUCAGCUCGUAUGGCAACUGAAUUAUAUAAUCAGGCAACUCAUGUACCAUUUAUGGCAAAAUUUGUCAUAUUCGCAAAAAGAGUAAGUGGUUAUGAAGCAAGGGUGAGAGUAUUUUGUAUGACUGAUGAUAAAGAAGAUAAAACGUUGGAACAACAAGAACAAUUCACCGAAAUUGCAAAAAGCAAAGAUAUUGAAGUUUUGGAAGAUAAAGAUGUUUUUAUGGAGUUUGGUGGUAAUUUAGUUCCAGUUUUGCAAUCUGGCGAUCAACCAAAAUUGGGAUUUAAAGCUUUUAAAGAGAAUAGGGUUGCUUUUACAAUGAGACUAAGAGAUCCGGAUGAAGACCCAAAUGGAAGAAUAGUUUUCAUGAAUGAUCCGAAAGUAGCAAGAGGUGAACCAACUCAAACCCCAAUUUGUACGCUAAAUCUUUCACUGCCCAAAGAUGUUCUCCCAGAUAGAGACUCCCAAUCGGAUCUUUUAUCUUUGGAUAAAGACCAUAGUUAUUUACACCAUGGUGGAAUUAGUCACCCAGAAACGAUUCAUAGAGCAGAUUUCCGGUUAACUGAUAUUUGUAAUUUAUUAGAAAAAGAUUGGGAAUUAUUAGCUUCUGAAUUAGAUAUUCCACCAUCGGAUAUCGCUUUAAUUAAAGAGCAAUAUCCCGAAAAUAAUUCUCAACAAGCGAUGAUUAUGUUUAGGUUAUGGUUGAGGCAAAAAGCUAAUAAAGCAACAGGAAAUUCUUUAGAAUUAGCUUUACAUAAAAUCGGACGUUCCGAUAUCGUUGAUAAAUGUAUUUGCAACGUUGAAUUGGUCACUGAUGACAUGGAAAAAGCUUUAGCUAAAGUUAGAUUGGAUCAAUCCGGUUUUGAUAGUCUCAAGGACGAACUUGGUUCGUCAAGGGAUGCUUCGCUUAAACGAGAUGUUACUUUAAAAAUAUUUAAUCAAGACGAAAUUGAUAUUAGUGAUAAAAAUGAUAUAUCUGAUAGGGAUUUAACCGAUACAAUUAGCGAAUGUUUAACUUAUAAUCAAAAGAAAGAAAACGAAAUCAUCGAUUCAAAUUUGAACGAGGAUAUUCCUAAAAUUAAAACGGAAAUUUUAGAAGGGGUCGUGGAACAUUUUAAUAAAUUGGAUAUGAGUCCAAUUGCGAAAGAACGAGUUUCUAUGAAUACGCCUCCUCCAAGUCCAGCUGAUCUUAAGAUUGAAAACGCGCAAGUUUUUCAACAACAAGAAACCCAACCAUCAGUUAAUGGAGAACUAAAUCCUCCAACAUCAACAUCUACACCCACCAAACAUUUUAUUCCACAAGAAGAUGAAGUAAUUAAUGAAAUUAACGAGAAAAUCGUGGAAGUUGAAAUAAACGAAGAACCGAAAGCUUUAAUUUUAGAAGAAGAAAAAGUGAUUAUUCACCAGGAAAUCGAUCCGAUUGAAAAGCUUAAGCAAAACGUUAAUGAUACAUUAACAUUUUUACAUUCUGAAAGAAACGAUUUUCUUCCCGAUGAAGAUAUCAUCAUACCAAGUAGAAAAGAUGACCACGUCUCCCAAGAUAUUAAUUUAGAUAUGAUAAAGAAAUUGGAUAAAAAAUCCAAUUUACGUUUAGAUUUAGACGUUGAUAAUAAUGAAAUGAUAGUGAAUAACGUUAGAACGAUCGUUUUAAAUGAAAUUACGGAUGUUAUUAAAGAAUUAGAUGUUGACGAAGAAGAAUUGCGACAAGAAGUUGAGCCUCAAGUUAACGAAGUUAUUCGCGAAGCCGAAGAUGUUGUUAAUGAUUUAAAAACAACGGGGAAAGAUUAUAUUAUGUACAGCACGGAUACUUUAUCAAGCAAUGAAGACUUUGAUUUACCCCAAAAAAGUAACGAUUUAGAAGAGAAAAAUUGGGCUGAGAGAAACGCCAAUUGGAACGAAUCUACGUCAGAGCAAGUUACAGGUUCCUCAAAUAAUUGGACCCACACCCCAGAUGAAAAAAUUAAUUUUUGGACGGAAACUAUAGAACAACUCGAUGAGGAAAUUGAGAGUGUUGGUGAAGAUGUUAAAGAACAGCAACAAAAUGAACUGGAAAAACUUGCAAAUGUAUUGUUAGAGACGAAAAGUGAGUUGGAGGAAAUUAAAAAUCAAUUAAAAGAGCUUCCCGAAAAUGUUCAACCACAAAAAACGAAAGAUUCAUCUCAAAAUCUUUAUGAAAACAUACCUUUUAAUAUAAAAGAAGAAACAAAGAAUUUCGUUGAAAAAGAAAUGAAUUACGCCGAAGUAACCAAAAAAAAUUUAAGACCAACCGUAGAAAUACCAAAAAAAAUUGAAGAAACAUCCUUAAACGAUUCUUUAACGAAAGCCCAAGAAGAAGCAUUUAAAUUCUUAGAAACAGAAAUUUCGAGUCCUUUAACACCAUCCCCGAGAGACCCCCCAAAAUCAGUUUCAUUCACGCCCGAUUCCCCAUCAAAAUCAACCACCGUAACCACAAUCAUAACAGGUACCCCAAAAAGUAGCAUACCAAUCGCAAAACCUCGCCAAAGUAAAGAAUUCGUCGAAGAACGAGUAUCUUCACCAACCGAAAGCGAAAUAUUAAGUAAAAUUCCCGUUUGCGCCUCAAAUUCUAAAGGAAAAGUAAAAACGAUUAAAAAACAUUCUAAGGAUCCCCUAAAAGAAUUUGUUAAGUUAACUCAAGAUGUUAAUUGGGACGAAGAGAACGUUGUUAUUAAAAGUGCCGAUCCGAUUGUAAAAACAACCGUUACAAGGAUAAUUACGGAACAUUCGCCGAAUCAAGUUGAGAAAAUUAGUCAAUUUGAGAAAGAUAAAAGUAAAAUUCCUGUUUAUCAUACGGUGACUGAAACGAUUACGAGAGAAUGUAGUUCGGAAAAUAAUUCGACGGUUAAGGGUAAUAGUAAAAUUCCGGUGCUUGUUUCUGAAACUACGAAAAUUUUGAGUCCCGAAGAGAAAAUGUCGUUGAUUUCGUCUCAAAAGUUUCCGUCGGUGGAGUCUAGUUUAGUUUCUCCCGGUUCGGAUAAGACGAAAACUUCUAAAGGGAGUACAAUCGACUCGGAUUCGGAUACUGAUAGUAGACGCAGUCCGCCUCUUAAAGGUAUACUGAAGAAAAGUAGCAUUAGAACGGUCGGUAGUUCUAGUGGAUCAGAUAUAGCGCUUCAUGAAGGUGGGGCCGAGCUUAGUGACGAUGAUUCAGAAGAUUUCUACCAACACGAUCCGCAGUUUUAUGAAACAACCACAGAGGAAAUCGAUCCGAUAACAGGAGCAAGGACCACAAUUCGGACUGUAACACAUUCUUACACAAUAUCCCCGGAAACCAGGACUAUGCAAAACGUUCUGAAUCAUUUUAUGGCACAAGAAAGAAAUUUUCAAUAGGCUCUACGGAUACACAAACGGUUAUUGUAUAUAAAAUAAAAUUCAAGCCACGUUAAUUAUAGUUGUAAGGAUUUAAAACGAGAUGAAAUUUUAUGGUAACCUAUCUAACUGUCCCAGUAAAUCACGUAUUAAUUUAUUUUAUAUACUAUUUCCAAAAAAAAAAGUAAUUAAUAAUAAAGCUAUUUAAAAAUCGUAAAAUUUGACCAAUAGAAUUUGUUGAAACGUAACUCAAGAAAAGAGUUUAUAGUAAACAAUUAAUUAAAAAGAAAGUGUUUAUUAACGUCUUUCAUUCCGAUUAUUUCGUACAUUCUUCAUACAGAUUUUUUUUGUAGUGCCUUAUUUGUAUCUUUAUACGCUUUAUUUUUUUUUUUUUUGUUUUUAAUUAUUAUAUUAAGGUGCGAGCUUUAUCUUAAUCUAAUUUUCAUUGUACGCUAAACUAUGCUAAAUAAUCAAGUUGAAAAUGGUACUUGUUAUUACCUUCCCCUCCAUUGCAGUUAACGGGUUUGUGAGAUUUUAAUAAAAAAAAGUUGUAGGAAUUAAUUAUUAUAUUAUAUAUAUAUUUGAAAGAAAAGAGAGUAUAGAUUUAAUAUAUUACUAUGGAAAAAAAUUAAUAUAUGCAUAAACAAUAUUAAAAUACCCCUUAAAUUUAAAAAGAAAUGGUUAUUACGACCACUUUUUAUCGCUUGAUAUUAUCGGAUUACCUUAUUAUUAUUUUUUUUGAUGUUCUUUUUGAUGAUUAUACCGUACGGAUAGGACUAGAACCGCGGCUGCUUCUUACCGUUAUUAUUACUAUAAUUAAAUUGAUAGAGGUUAUUUUAAAAUGAAACAGUGAGAAAAAUAAAUGUGUGUAAAAUCUUGA
Onthophagus taurus is the source of this 5612-nucleotide messenger RNA. The record is from RefSeq and is a predicted model, not a curated record. Lineage: Eukaryota; Metazoa; Arthropoda; Insecta; Coleoptera; Scarabaeidae.